Molecule: messenger RNA, 6968 nt
Organism: Periophthalmus magnuspinnatus
Lineage: Eukaryota; Metazoa; Chordata; Actinopteri; Gobiiformes; Gobiidae
Gene: socs5b
Product: suppressor of cytokine signaling 5b
Exons: 2
Coding region: 481-2055 (524 amino acids)
Biological process (GO): intracellular signal transduction; phosphatidylinositol phosphate biosynthetic process
Cellular component (GO): phosphatidylinositol 3-kinase complex
Molecular function (GO): 1-phosphatidylinositol-3-kinase regulator activity
Source: RefSeq, a predicted model, not a curated record
UGGCGCUGGGAGACGCCUAUCACGAGGAUCCAACUCCGGGCUCGUCCUAUGGCUCGUCCCUGCGGUCCCUAUCCUCUCUUGGCCGUCGGAAGUGGCUGUCCUUUGGGCCUGCUUCAUUGGCCUGGCCCGCUGUCAGUCGCCUCCCUCUCGGUCCGCCUCUCCGGCUCUGUGUCCGCUCUAGUCUUCGCCGUCAUAUUGGCUAGACCCCCACCAUGACGAAGAAAUGCCUCCCCACGGCCUAAAACAACGAUAUUUAUAUUUUCAAUAACCUUAGUUUUAUUUAUUGGGCAGGGUAAACGAUUUCGGGAUGUUACCGUUAAGUACACGUGAAGAUAUUGCGCUUUCAACCGUCGCCGUGGUCCACAAGGGGGAUAUAAGCCUGACUUCUCUUAAUAGCCAUUUUUUGCAGACAAAGAAAGCUGUUGAAUAGUGCUUUCAAAGAGGCACACGGGUCCCAGUGGCUCUGCGCACAGAGGGACCAUGUGGAGUAACCUGAAGAGCAGAUGUCAAACCUUGUUCCACAGCAACAGUGCCACGGUGGAGGGGCGUCCCGAGACCGAGGAGGUGCACUGUGUAGUGGAGCUGAGUCCCCCCGAGCCCCUGCCCUCCGCCCCCUCCAGUCCGGCACGGAGCCCACAGCCUGCCCAAACUGCCACAGGGAGGCGCCAUCACAACUGUGUGUCAGACAUCCCACAGAUCGUGGAGAUCUCCAUAGACAAGGACACAGAGGAUUUACGGGCAGGGGCGGGUGUAGCCCUGGCCCGUAGAGACUCGUACUCUCGGCACGCACCAUGGGGCGGCAAGAAAAAACACUCAUGUUCCACCAAAACUCAGAGCUCUCUGGAAGGCCGCUCGGGCAGGCUGAGGAGCAGCCGCAGAGAGAGGCGCUAUGGGGUCAGCUCGGCCCCAGAGAUGUGCGACUCUGUCCCGGGGCGGGGGGUCAACAGCCGGACCCUCAGGCAGCGCCUCAGUGACACAGUGGGCCUGUGCCUGCCUCUGCCCACCCACAGGCGCUCCCGCUCAGCCAAGUCCCCCAUCUCCACCAAACGCAAGAUCCAUCUGACGGAGCUAAUGUUGGAGACCUGCCCCUUCCCCCCGGGCUCCGACCUGGCCCAUAAGUGGCACCUGAUCAAACAGCACACGGCGCCCGUGAGCCCCCACUCCUCCACAACUCUGCUGGACGCCUUCGAACCAGGACAGACAUCUCCCGAGGACGAAGAGGAGCGUCUGCGCGAGCGCCGCCGCCUCAGCAUUGAGGAGGGCGUAGACCCGCCCCCCAAUGCCCAGAUCCACACCCUGGAGGCCUCCGUCCCCUCGUCCACACUCUACAAACUGGGACCAAAGAUGACCCCUGGCCUGGCAGAGGCCGAGGGCCGCUCGGGGGCCACCGGGGCCUCAUCACAGGACUGUGACUCUGAGGAGGACUCCACCACCCUGUGCCUCCAGGCGCGACGUCCCAAACAGAGGCACGCUUCAGGGGAGGGCCACAGCCGGCAGCAGCCAGGGCCGUGGAAGGUGCACACUCAGAUCGACUAUAUCCACUGCCUGGUGCCAGACCUGCUGCAGAUCAGCGCGCUGCCCUGCUACUGGGGUGUCAUGGACCGCUACGAGGCGGAGGCUCUGCUGGACGGCCGACCUGAGGGCACCUUUCUGCUAAGAGACUCUGCACAGGAGGACUACCUGUUCUCCGUUAGCUUCCGGCGCUACAACCGCUCACUGCACGCACGCAUCGAGCAGUGGAACCAUAACUUCAGCUUCGAUGCCCACGACCCGUGCGUGUUCCACUCGACGACGGUCACGGGGCUGUUGGAGCACUAUAAGGACCCCAGCGCCUGCAUGUUCUUUGAGCCUCUGCUGACGGCUCCGCUGCACCGGACCUUCCCCUUCUCGCUGCAGCACUUGGCGCGCGCUGUCAUCUGCCGCCGGACCUCGUACGAUGGCAUCGGGGCACUUCCGCUGCCGCCCGCUCUGCAGGACUUUUUAAAGGAGUAUCAUUACAAACAGAAAGUACGAGUGCGCUGGCUGGAGCGAGAGCCUCUGCUUAAGCUCAAAUAGUCUGAGAUUAACUGAACUAGAGAUGUUCCUUAUCAGGAGACUACGGCUCUUUGGUGGGAAUUAAAUGUAACAAGCUAUACCAGAUUCAUUCUAAUCUUUAGUUAUUACUUACAUCACAAAUACAUAUGAUUAUACUCAGUAUAACGGCAAGCACACGGCUUGUGCAACAGGUUUUCUUUGAGAGUGAGGGAAGGCACAAAUAUAAGCACUUUGUGUUUUUUCUCUUCUUUUGUGCUAAAUGUCUGCCUGACCCAACAGGGCCACCUGCCUGUGACCUGCAUGCCUCCCUGUCACCCCAGUGGUCACAUCUGUACAGUGCACUCUCCAUGUCUUUGUCUUUAAGCACCAAGUCACAUCAGGCUCUGCUCCUCUGCACAAUGACCCACCACCAGUUAAGUAUAGGUUAAUUAUUAUUAAUCAGACAAAUCUAGCACAGCUGAUCAGAAAUGUUGGCAGUUGUAGAAAUGAUUUGAUUUUUAAGACGCAAGUUUUAUUGAUCACAUUUAAAUUAUUUAUCUUACGUUUUAGACAGAGUUCUAAAUCAUGUGACUGUAGUGUUCCUGCAGUGUCACAUUUGGUGCUAAUUUAUGAGAGGUGAAGGCUUGGCUUCAGGGAAAAAUGGUUAGAAAGUCCUUUUAAUUUAGGUAAAUAAUGGAUCAGUCUGCAGCGUUUUACUUUUAAUAAGAUUAGACGUUCCCCGAUUAAUCAGCCACCGAUUAUCAAUGACAUGAACAGUGAUCAGCAAAAUCAGACAUAACACUUAGCCAUGUAGAUAAAUGAUCGGCAGCUAGAGGCACAUUAUUGGCUUAAAUUGUCUGCAAAAUUCCAUUGAUGCUAUAACUAGUUUGAUUUUGGUCAAACGUCGUAUCAUCAAAAGCCUAUAUUAUUUAUAUAUAUGUGAUACAUAGUGAUAUAUCACUAUAUCAAAAUAUCGCCUGUGAUCAGCAUCAGCUGAUAAAAAUUUCAGAUAUUUGGUAUCGGUGAUAGGCCUCAAAAAUCCUGAUCGGAGCACUUCUAAAUAAGUUUAUCUUCAACUCCACUUUGUACUAGCAGUAUUCAGUCCAUUUACUUCAGUGUGCUCCUGACGAAGCAACUUUCCAUAUUUUCAGUAACAAGUCAAUUACAUACACUUUAUUAAAAACAUUAAGCAUAUUUUAAAAGUAGCUGUUGAAGUAUGGCUAUAUUAGCCUAUAUUACAAUCAAUUUACAAGAGUUGAUUUUUUGAUUAUUUUGGAUCUAGUCAAAAUACAGCUGUCAGUGAAUCUUUAACUAAUAUAUCUGGAUAAAUUUCCUAUUAAAUCCAUGGCACGAGUUUAGAGAGCAGUGGUUCAUUCAGGCUUGUUUUAUGGGGAUAGGGCUGCGGAAGGAGAGAGCAGGUAAAACUGUGGCAUAAAUGUGAAAUAUUGAUGAGAUCACAAACCGGAAAAGUUCAGCUGGAGGUCUCAGACAGGCUCGCAUUUCACUGCAUAUGAGUCUAUGAUACAAACAGGAUAUUUGGACUAAUGACAUGGCAUUAUUCAUCAACAUUGAGUAUCCCAUUUUCCAUAGAGCCACCCAACCCUUCCCCAUAGCAAUGUUUAGGUCUGUCACGAGUAAGUUCUUGACAGGAACUUGUCAUCCCUCAGUAAUAUUUAAUGUAUUGCAUCCAUUGGACUUACAAAUUAGUCAGUUCAGAAUGAUCAGGAGUAAGAUAAGCCAAAAUGUUCUGUUUAACCAAGUAACUUUACUGAUAUUGUUAAUUCUGCACAACAUGCAGGCUAGAUUGUCUGUUACACAUGUACUUGAAAUUAGUGCAGUUCAAAGGGGGCAGUGCAAUUUUGUAUUGUCAUUUAAAACAAUUUACAACUUAAUAGCAAAUUAUAGCCAUUUUCCCCAAGAUAUGUUUCCAUAGAUAACCACAGGCACCCCAAACAAUACAUUUCUUCAAUUUAGAUAUUGUAUUUAGCACUCUUUUAAGUCAUUUUAAAAUAUAGGUAAGCCAUAGUUAGUUACCUUUAUGUUACUGUAAAAUGUGAAAAUCUUCUCUAUAGGUGUCUUACAAAAUUGCAGUUUGAACGAGGCCUGGGAUGAUAACAAAUUUGAAGUGUGAUACGUUGCUACAUAACAGUAUCACAAUGAAGUUGAAACUAAUGAUAAUCCUUGUAAACCUUUUUCUCAGAGGUAUUUUUUAUAUUUAUAUGUAAGAAGGCAGAUUAAACUAAUGAUUCACAAGUUUAAUCAGUUUUUGUAUAAAUAUAGUUUCCUAGGACUUUUUUUCUGCUUAUAGUUACUUUGCCUGAACUCCUGUGCAGUUGUAGUCUUGUGGGUGCAGUUUGGGUCAGAUAUAUAGAGAUACGCAAUAGCUUUGAGAGCUUUUGCCACACACCCUUUUUUAACAACUAAUUGAACAGCAGGACAUUUCUUUGGUCAACCAAGAAUUUCAUUAGUGGACUACAGCUGUAAAUAUAUCGCACAUCAAAAUUUGUUAUCGUGACACAGGCCUACCCUCUCUCUCCCUCUCUCCUAGGCCUUAUAAUCACUGCUUCAUUCCUCCAAGUGGGAUAUAAAUUUCUCAGAGGCUGCUGUGUGACCGCGGGAGGCCAUUUUUCGUAACUCCUCCACCUGUUUCUGCUCCAUCUGUCCACGUCGCAUAGAUAAGAACGUGAUUUAGAGCGUUGAGUUGUCCCGCUAUGCCCCCAGUCCCGGACUAUUCAAACUGUCAGGGCAAGAGAUUCAGUUUAUAGAAGCUCUCUCAGUAAUAUUAGCAUAGGGAAAAGUACUUAAUAACAGUGUACAAUGUAGUCACAACAUUUUCAGAUAGAGUUAACUUUUUUAUGAAAUAAGAUGGGUGACAAAGAGAAGUUUUUACUGUUAUAAAGUCAAUGGAGCUAUUCAAAAGUUACAAGUGUAGUUAGUGGCGCAGUAGAGUUUAAGCAGCCAUGGUGAAUACAAUGACCAUAACCUUAUUUAAAAUAUAUAUUGAAAACUUUAAACUACAGCAAAGUGUAUUUGUUACACCUAAUCAAGUUUUAGAAGUAAUUCAAAUUUUCUGUUCAAUCAUGAGUCCCAAACUUUAAACUUAAGCCUGAGCCAAAAGUCCUCACUGCUCUUCAGACCUCAGUUUUUUGCUUUUAAGUUAAUCCUAAUUAAUUUAGCUUAAGAUAGUUCCUGUAAUAUUUAAUUUUACAUUUCAGAGUCCAAACAUCUGCAAUAUGUUGAACAAACAAUACAUCUGUUAUGAACCUAAUAUGUAGGUUUGCAUCGCUCAGUAUUUACACUUUUACACUUGAAAUUAGCACUUUACUUGCCAUAUAAUGUUAAUAUUUUGCAGAACGUUUGAACACAUCUUUUCUUAAUUACAGUACAAUACUUAAGCUAUUUUAAUAAUUAUAUUAGUGAGCUCAAAUGUAUAUGGAUAUUUAUAGGGAAAAAUAUAGCCCAUUGUUUUCAACUGGUUCAAAACAUUUCAAUAUUCAAAGUCUACACUGCAAAAAAGAUUAUCUACAUAAUUUAUAAAUACAUUUUUAGUGUAGUGUAUUAAUCUUGAUUAACAAUAUUUGACUCUUUAGAUGCAUGAAGUUAAUGGGUCUUGUUAAUUUUUUAUCAUUCAAGACAGUUAUGACCUAUUUUCAGUCCAUUUAUACAUUUUCAGAAAGCAAAAUUGUUUGGCAGUGAAGUAGAAAGUUUUUCUUACUGCAAGUGCAACUUAUAAGAAUUAACUAUGGAUGGAUAAUAUUGACAAAUAUUAUGGCAUUCAGAAAGGUCUUGCUUGUGUUGAGAUUUAAGUAUCACACAAAAAUGUGAAUGGACUGUAAAAUUAACCACAACAUUUCAGAAAUAUCGAAUCCUUUAUUUGAAAGACUAUAUUUUAAGAUUGUUUUAUUAAAGACUAUAUUCUUAAUACUAAUCUCCUAAUUGUACCUCCAAACCAAUAUAUAUUUUUUUUUAUAUUUCUCCCAGCUCUGUAUUGAAUCAUGUUAAAUAAAUCAAGAUUAAUACCCUGAUUUCAAGCCAUUAUAGUAGAUAAUCUUUUUUAUAAUGUGAAGUAGUUGCCAUGUUGCAGACUGGUGCUUGUUUGGGAGGUGCUUAGACAGAGCCACAUGGAGGGUCCUGGGAUGCAGAGGGGAGUGAGGGGAUCAUUCUGACUCCUAUAUGAACCACCCCUCUGCCCCCCUUUACCUUUUUCACCCCCCCUCUCCCCUCCUCUCUUGUCCCAUUACGUGAACUCAGGCAGCCCCCCCACCCCCCCCAUCGCUUUGAGAGUCCACCCCCGGACCCUCAUGCCCUGUUUUCCCCAUGGGAAAUUUGUGACAUUAACCGUAGCACAUGUUUGCCAUAUAACCCCUUAGCGUUAGGAAUAAAAAGACUUUGUAUGUAUGAUGAAUGAUGAAUUAUAUGUAAUAGGAGCCUGAUGAAAAGACGAUAUUUUCUGUGGUGCAUUAACUGUCAUGAACUCAUUUGCACACGCGCUGCAGAUAUAACAGAUAGGACACCUGCAUUUCCACUGUCUCAUGCAUCAAACCAGAACCAGACCCAGAUUAAACCUGGACCGAGCCAGGACUAAACCCCAUGGGGUGUAAAAUGGACCACAUUACCCAGAAUCCCCUCUUUCUUUGAGACCUCUUUUCCACUGAGAUGAACCAGGAGCUCAUUCUUGGCGGAGACUUUAACAAUUUAUUUAUUUUUGUAGACACGCCCCCUUUUAUGACCUCCGUAUGUAAUGCUAGUGAUUUUGAAUUAGAUGAGAGUUUUCCAUUUAUCCUUGACAAGUGUAAGAUCUAUUAUAAUAUCCACAUAAUUCACAUUUUACUGUCUCCUCAUGGCAGAUUUCCAAACUGUGAGCUGAGCUGUACAGUUAUCGACUGAUAUGAAGUUGUACAGGUCCAUAGAUCUUCCACCUUAAUCAAAGUGUAUGAAUAGUAUAAAAUUGAGGG